AUAAACUUCCUGGGUUACCUUUUGCAUUUUUGGUUUGGUUGUAUGAAACCAUUCCUUUGUGCUUGAAGGCAAAGUUUUGUUCCUAUGAUUCUGGUAAACCAUAUAGGUUUUGUAGAUGGAAGAGUAUUGGAAAUCCUAAUUCAAGUGAAGUUGAGAAGAAAGUUCUAUCUUCAAAUAAGGUAUUUUUUAUAUUUUGUAAAUUGUUUAUUUGUUGUUUUUAUUAUAUUUUGUAAACUAAUUAUUUUUUUUUUGUUUUGCUAGCUGAAAGGAAAACAUAUUGUGCCUACUGAAGAUGAAAUAAAAGGUUUAUUGGUGCUUACUGGAAUGGAGUUUAUUGGCCGAGAAGAGUCAGAUGAUGACUUUGAUGAUGUUCCAUUCUCAAAGUUUAAUGUUGAUAGAGUUGGAUCUUCUGGUGUACAGAAGGAGUUUACUGGUGGGUUUGAUGUCGAUGGUGUGAUGCGUAAGAUGAAGGAGUUUAUUUCUAGGCAAAAGAAGACUGAUGAGUCUAUUGAAGUAUUGAAUAAUGUGUUGGAGGGUAGAUUCAAGGAGUUGCAGUUAAGUCUUCAGUCGUAUAUUGACUCAAAGAUCAGUGAAGGCUUGGUUUUUUUUAUGGAAUUGAAGUUUAAUGAGUUGAAGGAAGCUAUUGAAAAUGCAAAAAUUUCUAAAGAUGGAAAUGAUAGUCCUGAUGAGAGCGAUGGCAAGAAUGAUGAUUUAAAUGAUGUUGAAGUUUUUGAUGUGAAAAGUCAAGAUGCAAUUGAAACUGUUGGACUCGAUGAGAAUAUCCAAUAUACUCAGGUUUUUAAUGAUGAUGCUCCUUCAUUUGAUAUUAUGAGUUUUAUUUCUAGUAAACCUGAUUGGUUUACUGAAGAAAAAAAGAAUACUGAUAAAUUGAAUGAUGAAGAACAGGUUGUUGAUGAUCAUGGCCUAUUUAAGGAUGUUGUUAAAAAAUCUAAGGAGGAUGAAGAUGAUGGUGGUGAUGACCAGGGUUUGGGGGGUGGUGAUGCUGUUAAAGCUAUUGGUUCAGAUGGGACAAAUAAAGACAAUGUUGAGGGAAAGAAUACUGAAGAAGCAAAAGAUGUUGCAGAUGGGAGUAAUAAAGAUAAUGUUGAGGGCAGAGCAGUUGAUGUAGAUGCAAGUGUAAAUGAUGUUGAAGGUGUUUGUAGUAAGGGAAAGUUGUUUGAUAGUCAAGGCACUGAGGAUAGUAUCACUGUGUCUGCUUUGGAGAUUAUAAAUGAAAAGAUUGAUGCCUAUGAGGGAAGCAUUAAAAAGGAUAAGUCUUUAAAUAAAUUAGAGGCAACAAAUGCUGAUGUUUUAUCUACCUAUGGGUUGGACAAGACUGAUGUUGUUGGUGUUGAGAAGAAGCAUGGUUCUCAAGAAAGCUUUUCUGUAUCUACCAUGGAGGUUGUUAAUGAUCAUUUGGUUUCCUAUGAAGACAGUUUGAAAAAGGGAAAGUCUAUAAAAUUGGAGGAAGAAACUCCUACAGUUGGAAAUAGAGAGAGGAAACCUAGUUCUGUAUACAACAGUCCGUAUGCCACAGAAUUUGGUUCAGGUAGUAUUGGUAAACCAAAAGGUGGACGUCCUGGAUCAUGUGCUUUUGGAUUUGGCUUUUUCAAUGUGAUUGAUGAUGUGCAAGCUAAAUCUUUUGAUCAGUGGUUUAAGAUUGGGUUUAAUGAUAAAAACAAAGUGAAGAAGUUUAAAGAAUGUCAUAGGAAGCUUAAGGUUCCAUUGGAUUUUGUGGUUUGUCAAAUUGAUGAUAAGAUGUGGUUCUAUGAUUUGCUUACUGUUGGGAAGAACUUGUCAUGCUCGCAUAUUGAUGUUUGUUUCUACUAUUUGAGAAAGAAGUUAAAGUAUGACCAGUCUGUGAAAAUUUCUGGUAAUACUACUGAUUGCUUCUUUGCUUCUCAAAUUUUUGAAUUAUAUAAUGAGUUUGUUGCAAGUGGUGAAAAUGUUGAUUCGGUUAAGAAGGAUUCUAAGGCAGCUGCAUACAUAGCGGGUUUUUAUAUGUUAUGCAAUAAACCCUGGGCUGAGCUUGAUUUCGUACUAAUGCCUGUUAACGUGAUUGUUCUUGCUCAUUGGAUAUUGUGUAUUCUUGACAUUAAGAUGAGAUGCUUAAAAGUGUUGAAUUCUAUGAGGUUUGGGAGGUACAAGAACAACUCAGAGAGUUUUGUUCGUGCAUUUGCUGUAAUAAUUCCUAUCUUACUGUCACAUGUUAAUUUCUAUGAGGGGAGAAAAGAUAUUGACAGGAGUAGUAAGCACUGGCAAGGUAAAAAAGAUACUGAUGCGUUUGAUAUUGUCGUGGUUGAUAAUUUGCCACAACAAGAGGAUAGUGAUUGUGGUGUUUUUAUCAUAAAGUAUGCUCAUUUCUUCAUGCAUGGAUUGAUUGAUAAGAUUCCUAAGAAGUUGGACAUUGCAUUCACUCGGAAGAAGUUGUGUGUUGAUCUGUUUGUUCAUGCAAAGAAGAAGGAGUUGGGUGGGUACGAGUCUACUUCGGAGCAUCCAGGAAGGAUGCCAUAGUUUUAUGUAAUAGAACAACAUGUUGGAAACCUAGUUUACAUUUUUUUGAACUUUAUGUGUAUUUUUAUGUCAUGUUGUUUUGUUUUUAGGUUUAUGUUUGUGUUUGUUUAAGAAACUGUUUGGAACAGUAAUAUUUUAGGAGACUCUUGCCUAUUUUAAUUUUGAAGUAACCUUUUGGUUUACUGGCACAGUAUGUUUUGCAGUUUUUAUGUUAUGUAUUUCUGUGAGACAAUAUGUUAAUUUUUUGGAUUUAGAAUUUA
Messenger RNA from Cannabis sativa, 2774 nucleotides. RefSeq lists its product as uncharacterized. The transcript has 9 exons. Lineage: Eukaryota; Viridiplantae; Streptophyta; Magnoliopsida; Rosales; Cannabaceae. The record is from RefSeq and is a predicted model, not a curated record. The coding region runs from base 325 to 2514 and encodes 729 amino acids. Gene Ontology annotation, molecular function: cysteine-type peptidase activity. Gene Ontology annotation, biological process: proteolysis.